Molecule: messenger RNA, 1566 nt
Organism: Trachymyrmex septentrionalis
Lineage: Eukaryota; Metazoa; Arthropoda; Insecta; Hymenoptera; Formicidae
Product: coiled-coil domain-containing protein 34-like
Exons: 5
Coding region: 148-1425 (425 amino acids)
Source: RefSeq, a predicted model, not a curated record
UUCCACCACGGAUUCGUCAUUGUUCUCUAAAAAAUGCAGCAUCGGAUGAUUUCUCAAACGAGUAACAACAUUUCCGUAAUAACAUUUUACACGCAGUUGAAUCGCAACGAAACGAUGAUUGUGUUUCGUCGAACGAUAUAAUAAUAAAUGAGUUGUCGUCAAAGGCCUGCAAUGAUGACCAAUGAUAACGACAUUGAUAACUGGAAAACGGGAUUCAAUUCUAAUGAAUUUGUUCGAAAGAGGUUUGGUCUCGUCGAUCAUGUCGAUUCCGACGAAGAUAUGACUUUGACGCGAGUGAAACACUCGAGUUCCGGUUCCGAGAUCCGUUACAUCAACCCUGCUAUUUAUACAGAAUCUAUCAACGAAGAAGAAUCUGAAAGCGAUCGUGAACAGGAAGGAUAUUGUAACGGAAACUUGAUUGACACAAAUCGUUGCGAUUUUAAUGCUUCGACAAUCGACCUAUCUGUCGCAAAGGAUACAACAAGCACUGAUCACGUAAACGAACACUUGGGACAGAGCACCUAUAGGUGUUAUUCAACAUCCUUUCCAGAUGCUACGUUGCCUCUUGAAUUAUCCACUACUCGGUCCACAAUCUCGUCUGGAAGAAAUACACGAAUGGAGCGACGAUGCAAGAUUGAUAGCAUCUCUGUUGAUCAAAAUAAAGUGAACAUUGAUCAGAAUGAGACGACAAAACAUGACAAGUAUGAUGUCCUAGAUGGUCGCCAGAUCGUGCGAAUUUCCACGACGUCGCUCUCGGUUGAAUCAAGUAUCAGCAAUCAUCAUCAGAUAUCAGACCUUGACAGAAGGAUCGCCCAUUCAGAAUGGAUGCGCAAGAAACAUGAGGCCGCACAGCGGACGAGGGAGAAAGAGGAACUCGCUUUGAAAAAGCGACAGGAGGAAGAAGAGAGGGAGGCGCAAAAAAAGGAAGAGAGAGCGCGUUUGGAAAGGGAGAACUUUCUCAAAUGGAUCGAAAGGAAAAGGCAGCAGGAACUGGACAGAAGAGCAAUGCUCGAGAAUGAGUUGGAAUUGCAGAGGCGUUUGAAGGAGAUUGAGGAUAAUCUUGCCGGUGCAAAGACCACAUAUCUUCGUCGAUGGUUUCAUAAAAAGAAGGAGGAACAGACGGCCCAGCGUAAGCAGCAGGAGAUGAGACAGAAGAAGAUGGAUGAAGAGCGCGAGAGGAGAUUGGAGCAAAGCACAAAGGCAUACGAGAAGUGGCGAGAAAACUCUAAGAACAAACCUAAGCCUGCCACCCAAGGAUUACUUCCUCAUCAGAAAGCAAAGCCAGCAUACAUAAAUCCAAUUCCUUGGCAAUCGAUCGUGGAGAUUGAUCCCGAUGAAACACAAGAGGACACGCUUCACGAGAAAAAAAGAAAUAUAAAUCAGUUGAAAAUAAAUGACAAAAAAACAAUCAUAGCGCAUCAAUGAUUGCAGCCGAGAAGAUCCAUUAAAAUAUUAGAAGAGUAAGAUUUAAAUAGAAGAAUUUAUAGUGUAACAAAUCAAAAAAUUUUUUUGACAAUUUUUCUUGCUGUUCAAUUAAUCAAGUCAUUUAAAGUCUUAAAAUAUUUA